Messenger RNA from Aspergillus campestris IBT 28561, 1959 nucleotides. RefSeq names its product BCS1 and AAA domain-containing protein. Gene Ontology annotation, molecular function: ATP binding; ATP hydrolysis activity. The record is from RefSeq and is a predicted model, not a curated record. Gene Ontology annotation, cellular component: mitochondrial inner membrane. Lineage: Eukaryota; Fungi; Ascomycota; Eurotiomycetes; Eurotiales; Aspergillaceae. Gene Ontology annotation, biological process: mitochondrial respiratory chain complex III assembly; protein insertion into mitochondrial inner membrane from matrix. The transcript has 5 exons. The coding region runs from base 1 to 1959 and encodes 652 amino acids.
AUGAAUCGCACUGUCACCCCCACCGACUCCGUCUUUCCCUCCGAUGCCGCCCUCCUCGAUGCGUUCAUUCCUGGCUAUUCUAUGGUCUCGGGCCUCUUGAGGACAUACCUGCAAGUGGAUCUCUCCGCUUAUCUGCCAUUUCUCGCCCUCUCAGCCGUCGUAGUUUUCUCGGCCAACUACCUGGUCAUGCGGUUCUGGUACCUCCUCGAAGAAUACUGCGUAUCGACGGCGGAGAUCCGGAUGGACGACGAAAUCUCUAAGCACGUUUUGUUCUGGGUCGCGCAGCAGCCGCUCACCAAGAAAAUGCACCACUUCAUCGCCGCCACGCGCAUAUCGCCCGGCAUGUACUUUUUCGACGACAUGGAUGGCGAGCGCGACGGCGAAGACGCCUGGAAUGAGCAGGACGAGAUGGACGAGAACGGCAACGUGCUGGACGAUUUCGAUGAGUACUGGGCCAGGACGAAGACGCGCGACCGGUUCAAACGACUGCGGUUCACGCCCGCCGCGGGCCGCCAUUACUUCUGGUUCCGUGGACACCUGCUCUGGUUCAACCGUGUGCGCGAAGACAAUAACCCAAACGCCGGCUUCUUCAUGCUCAACCCCGAGCGCCUCUACAUCUCGUGCUUCGGCCGCAACCCAGCCGUCCUCAAGGAACUACUGGCCGAAGCCCAGCACGCCUACGUCGGUCGCGACAGCAAAAACACCGUCAUCUACCGCGCCCAGCGCGACCGCUCCCUCACCGUCGACUGGGUCCGCUGCAUGGCCCGCGCCCCGCGCCCGCUCUCCACCGUUGUCCUCGACGCCGCCCAAAAACAGGCCUUCGUCAACGACAUCAAGGAGUACCUCCACCCGCGCACCCGCCGCUGGUACUCCAACCGCGGCAUCCCCUACCGCCGCGGCUACCUGCUGCACGGGCCCCCCGGUACCGGAAAGACCAGCCUUAGCUUCGCCGCCGCAGGUCUCCUCGGCCUCGAAAUGUACCUACUCAACCUCAGCUCCAAGACCCUCACCGAGGACGACCUAAUGGGUCUCUUCCACGGACUCCCCCGUCGCUGCAUCGUCCUCCUCGAAGACGUCGACUGCGCCGGUAUCACCCACCAACGCGAUUCCGACAGCAGCUCCCCCGCAAAAGAUGCCCCCGACGCCGCCUCAUCGGACCUCGCAACUGUCACCGAUACUCCGGCCGCCGCCGCCGCCUCCGCCGCCGCCAAAGACGCCAGCGACUCCAAAGACCAAAAGGGCGUCUCCCUCUCGGGCCUCCUCAACGUCAUCGACGGCGUCGCCGCCUCCGAGGGCCGCAUCCUCAUCAUGACUACCAACCACAUCGACAAACUCGACUCCGCGCUCCUCCGCCCCGGCCGUGUCGACAUGUCUAUCGCAUUCGGCUACUCCGCUGCUGCUGACAUCCGCGACCUCUUCGAGUCUAUGUACACCGCGCGCGAGGAAGAUUUCCACUCUGCGGCUCUUAAGUCAAAGAACUUGGCUGGAAAGACUCUUCCUACCACCUCUUCCACCCCCAACACCACCACCACCACCACCAAUAUCGACAAGAUAAAGAAAACAGACCCCCUCAGCCGCUUCUCACCAACCGAAAUCCGCUCCCUAGCAGCCAAAUUCGCAGACGCAGUCCCCGCAGGCGAAAUCUCCGCCGCUGAGAUCCAGGGCCACUUGCUGAACUAUAAGACUGCGCCGGACGUAGCCGUCGCUGAAGCAGCAGAGUGGGUGCGCGGUAUCAAGGCUGGUCGGAGAGCUCAGACGACUUCCUCGUCGGGGGGUGUAUGUAGGUCUACAUACGCACACACGUGGUCCCUGAAAGACGGUGAUGACGACGCUGACGAUGACGCACUUACGCACUUACUCACUUUCGUAUUUGCGAAUUCGGCAUGGAUGUAUAGAUUAUUUGCCCGUAGAGUUCAAACAUGUCUGCCUGAACGACUCGCCCUCCCUGUCCUCCCAUGA